AUGGGUGACCACUCAGUGACCGAUUACAAUGACCCUGCUGCCAAUGCUCCCGACGCAGCUGCUUACGGAAAGGGCAAGGGCAAGGCUGCCGAUGCGUACGGUGACGUGAACAUGGGCGAGGAAGAAGACGACGAAAGCUCUGAGGAGGAGGAGGAGGAGGAAGAUGAAAUGGGCGCCGAAGACGAAGAUGAAGAUGAAGGCGACAACCUCGAACCCAUCUCAGCAGAUAACAUCAUCGAAGGCGGCCGUCGCACACGCGGCAAACGCAUCGACUUCGCUGAAGCCGCCGAGAAAGCCAAGGCAGCGGGCGACGACCCAAUGGAUGACGAGGAUGAUGAAGAUGAAGAUUUCCACGGGGAAGAUAACGACGGUGAUCAUAUGCAGGAGUAG
This is a messenger RNA of Talaromyces marneffei, 390 nucleotides long. RefSeq lists its product as uncharacterized. The transcript has 3 exons. Lineage: Eukaryota; Fungi; Ascomycota; Eurotiomycetes; Eurotiales; Trichocomaceae. The coding region runs from base 1 to 390 and encodes 129 amino acids. The record is from RefSeq and is a predicted model, not a curated record.